Messenger RNA from Arachis ipaensis, 1246 nucleotides. Its product is annotated as glutathione S-transferase U17-like. The record is from RefSeq and is a predicted model, not a curated record. Gene Ontology annotation, molecular function: glutathione transferase activity. Gene Ontology annotation, cellular component: cytoplasm. Gene Ontology annotation, biological process: glutathione metabolic process. Lineage: Eukaryota; Viridiplantae; Streptophyta; Magnoliopsida; Fabales; Fabaceae.
GAAUGAUUUUGUUCUUUGCCGUAAUUUGGUGUGCGUGGAAGGUGAGGAACAACAAGUUGUUCAACGAUGGGGCUGCUAAUUCAGUGGACAUCAAACUACUAGUAAUGCCUUUUAAGGAGAUGUGGAUCAGUGAUAAGGAGAGGAGGUUGGGUAGCGUAGCUCACUGACAUCAUUAUUCACAUGUCACAACUCACAAAUGUCUCAUCUCUGUCAUUAUAAAUAUACACUUCAUGCUUUGCUUCAUGGGUGGUAAGUGGUAACCUACAUAGUAGAUAACAGAGUUUCAAUAAUAUAAUAGUGAUGGAAGCAAAAAGUAGUGACUUGAAGCUUUUGGGUGGAUGGUUCAGUCCAUUUGUCACAAGGGUGAAGAUUGCACUUAACAUUAAAGGAUUGGAAUAUGAGAACAUUGAAGAGGACUUGAAUUCCAAAAGUGAUCUUCUUCUUCGUUCCAAUCCUGUGCACAAGAAAAUCCCAGUUCUAAUUCAUGGUGACAAACCCAUAUGUGAAUCCUUAGUCAUAGUUCAAUAUAUUGACGAGGUUUGGUCCAAUGGUCCUUCUAUUCUUCCUCAAGAUGCUUAUGACAGAGCAAUUGCUAGAUUCUGGGUUUCAUACAUUGAUGAUAAGUUAUUUGUUUGCAUGUGGAACAUUCUAAUGGCUUUUGAAGAUGAAGAGGAAAGGAAGCCACACUUUGAGCAAUUGGAGGAAGAAGUGCUUGUGACGUUGGAAGUGGCAUUCAACAAAUGCAGUGAAGGAAAGCCCUUCUUUGGAGGGAACGACGUUGGAUUCAUUGACAUUGCCCUUGGGAGCUUCUUGCCUUUUCUAUAUGUGUUAGAAAAGAUGAAUGGAAAGAAGGUCCUCACCGUCCACAAGUUUCCAGAGUUAGCGAAUUGGACUACAAAUUUUAUUGCGAAUUCAGUUGUGACUGAAACUCUUCCAGAGAUUGAUGACAAGCUUGUUUUGUUUUGUAAGGCUUUUCGACGUAAAUGGGUUACUGCAAAAGCUGCUGCCAAGUAAAAUGUUAUUGGAAUGAUGUUGUGAGACCAUGGAGUUUCCUUUUCUCUUUGGUUUGAAUAUUAUGUUUUCUAUGAUGGCUUCUUUUUUAUCUAUUUAUUUACCGUGGGAGAUGAUCUUGUAUAAUAACAUCACUAGCAUAUGGUACUUGGACAUUCAGUGAAAUUCAUAUUAUGCUUAACUCUAUAUGUAAAUUACAAAAGAAUAAUUUGUGGCCACAAUUUUAAGAGUUUAA